Patiria miniata (bat star) is the source of this 789-nucleotide messenger RNA. RefSeq lists its product as uncharacterized. The coding region runs from base 1 to 789 and encodes 262 amino acids. The record is from RefSeq and is a predicted model, not a curated record. The transcript has a single exon. Lineage: Eukaryota; Metazoa; Echinodermata; Asteroidea; Valvatida; Asterinidae.
AUGGCCAUAUCUGAAGGUCUAGAGGCAUAUGUCUUUCAUAAUUUAUCACCACAUGCGGAUGACAUAGCUCUGCAAGCUGACCAGAUCAGAGAGGCCCAGGAGCUACUGGGCAGAUUGGGGUUGGAAAGUGAGAAAGUAGGUCUGCACCUCAAUGCCAAAAAAAAAGAACAUGAUGCAUUGGGGACUCAUGGCGGUACGUCUCUCAAGCUCGUUGAUGAUAUAAAGUACCUUGGUGCCAGAAUGCAGAGCACUGAAAAGGACAUCAAGGUCCGGAAAGCGCUGGCUUGGAAAGCUCUACUUGAUCUGAAGAAAAUCUGGACUUCGAGCCUACCAAAGAAGCUGAAGUUGUGGUACUUCCAAGCAGCUAUCGAAACGAUUCUCCUCUAUGGUAGUGAGACGUGGAUCCUCACUGCAGCCCAGGCCAAAUCACUCAAUGGGUGUUACACCAGGAUACUCAGGAUUGCACAGAACGUCAACUGGAAGGCCCAUAUGACGAACACCGAGCUCUACGGCAACCUGCCUAAGAUCUCAGAAAAGGUCGAGUCUAAACGUGCUGGGCACUGCUACAGACACCAAGAGCUGCCAGCAAGUCGGGGAUCUUAUGGGAGCCAAUUAAAGCAUGGGAAACCAAGCAGAGGGAGGCCAAUCAAGACAAUAGUGAGGUUGAUGAUGGAUGAUGCAGGGGUUGAGACAACGGACGAGCUCGCUAGCUGCAUGAACAGUCGUGAUGUGUGGGGUGUGCGUCAUCGCGAUUGUCUCAAGCAUCCACUUGGGUCGAUGAGUGAGUGA